ACCGCACUCCGAGAACGCAAAUAUGCAGGAUGAAAUCCAGACGCAAACGAUUUCAAUUUCAAGUCAGUUACGCUAUUCAUGAAUGUGUAAAAAGCUUAACAUUUUCAGACCCUUCUUUGCAAGAAUGCUAAAAACAAGUUUAAAACUGACUUUAAAAUGAUCCAUUUGACUUUUUCUUAGGUCUUAAAUAGAGACUAGGUCUCAACGACAUACAAUUUUUAGGCUCACUGUACUGUAUGUUUAUAUCCAGUUUAUGUUCAUAGGGUAUUUAAACUUCCACCCUCAACGCACUUUCAGAUAGUCUACUGGACUUUGCUCUCUGACAUCUAUAAGUGAAUCACUCAGUUCAGACCGAAGUCCACACACGUAACUGGCCUGAGGGCAGGCCAAACAACACAUUUACUGGGCUACAGAUUCACCAUUUCACUUCUAUUGACACCUAUAAGCAUAAUCCAGGGUCUUGAUAUUUAGAAAGGCAAAAAUAAUUUUGUACCACUAAGAUCACCAGGAUGGAAACAACAUCUUCACUGAUUAAGUCUGUGUCUCUCUUGCCUCCUAAAACCUCAUUCAGGUCUGUGUCUCUCUUGCCUCCUAAAACCUCAUUCAGGUCUGUGUCUCUCUUGCCUCCUAAAACCUCAUUCAGGUCUGUGUCUCUCUUGCCUCCUAAAACCUCAUUCAGGUCUGUGUCUCUCUUGCCUCCUAAAACCUCAUUCAGGUCUGUGUCUCUCUUGCCUCCUAAAACCUCAUUCAGGUCUGUGUCUCUCUUGCCUCCUAAAACCUCAUUCAGGUCUGUGUCUCUCUUGCCUCCUAAAAUCUCAUUCAGGUCUGUGUCUCUCUUGCCUCCUAAAAUCUCAUUCAGGUCAGUGUCUCGGCAAUUGUGGUCGUCCCCUCAGAGACCAUUCAGGGUGUGCUCCUGGAACAGAGUGAUCAGGAAGGGAAUCACUGCAGCAACCCUGCAGGAGCUAAAAAAAAAGGCAGCUCACGCUCUGCUGGUCCCUGCCCCGGUGUCUCUGGUGUGUGAGGAGGAUGGCACUGAGGUGGAUUCAGAUGAGUUCCUCAUGGCCCUGCCAGACAACACAGUUCUCAUGGGCAUGGAACCAGGCCAGGCCUGGAGACCCCAUCCUUUAGGUCAGAGAAGUGGUUCCAUCAAACCAGCUGACAGCAAACCCCGCACCGGUCGUGACAUUGCUCAGGUGACCUUUGACCUUUACCGUCUGAGCCCAAAAGACACAUUUGGCUCUCUGAGCGUGAAGGCCACGUUCAAGGGACUAUACUCCAUUGGUGCUGAUUUCCAGUGCCUGGGGCCCAAGAAAGUGCUCAGAGAGGCCCUCAGAAUGAUCUCCACUAUACUCCAAGCAGCAGGUCACAUGUUGAUCACAUCGGCUACUGUGAUUCGUCGAAUCAUUCAGGGGGCGGACCUCCUGCAAGUUCAGCAUGAUAACAUGCAGGGAGAAUACUGGAACUGACUGCCUUUGAUUAGGAAAUUAAGUGCUAUUGCUUUGUGAACACAACUUAUUUUAAGAAUCCUCCUAUCAGUAUUCUUCAUUCUGUAUUAUAUUACCAGGGCCAAUUAUGCAGACCGGCAAAACACUUUAGUUGCAGACUACAAAAAAGUUUAAUGUAGACUGUAAAAUGCAGGCUAAGACCAAGCUUAAACAAUAUCCAGGAAAUAUCUCCCAUGCAACAAUGUGGAUACAAUUUAAACUGUACGUAUGAUUACCGUUUUAUCUAUUGCAGCUGUCCACUUAAAAUUUGUUUAAGUUUAUUGAGUUGAAAUGCCAUUGUAACCAAGGAAACAUUUUCUAAAAACAGGUACAAAAAUCUUAACAAGCAAAAAAUGAUUUUUGUAAUCAUGUCUGUAAUAUCAAUCAAAUGCAUAGAAUACAAAAUGUAUAAUUCAAGCUUUUUGUGUAAUUAUGGUCCUAGGAGUAAAAACACAAAGCAAAAAAAAAAAAAAA
Electrophorus electricus (electric eel) is the source of this 1958-nucleotide messenger RNA. The record is from RefSeq and is a predicted model, not a curated record. Lineage: Eukaryota; Metazoa; Chordata; Actinopteri; Gymnotiformes; Gymnotidae.